AUGGAGCCGGACGCCUUCCCCGCGGUACUUAAAGGUACCAAACAGAGAGUACCGCCUCCCGUCCCUCCUAGGGGUUCUCCUAAAGGGAAACGUGGCGGUCAUCAGCCGACGUUUGAUGCCAAAGGUGACUUUUUUGACGACGAUCUUUAUCGGCAUGAUUUUAACGAUAUUGCAUGCCACGCUUUAGACCUUAAAUUAGAUUUAGAUGCUGUAAAGCCGCCAAAUUUAUUUGCCCAAUCGAAUAUGAUGGCCAAAUUCGACAUGAAAGAUGCUAUGGACAACUUGGAUGGUGAGUUUGAUGACAAAUCCUUCACCGAUUCGAGUGAAGAUGAGAUUAUUAUAGAGGAAAUCAAAGAUAUCAAAUACAAGACAAUUAAAGAUACAACGGCAAAGAAAAGUCGCUAUCCGUUUCUUAAGAAAUUCGGAAAGAAGACACCGACUCCAGUUAAAAUUGUCCAAGUUGAAGAAUAUAUGUCUGAAUCUGAAGACGAAAGGACAGUUAAACCACCAGAAAUGCCCACCAAAAAGCCAGAAACGCCUGAAAAGGUGUACGAGAGAGAAGUACACGACCCAGUUGAUAUAAUUGAAAAGAGAGAGAACAGAGAACAGCCAAGAAUAAUGCAGAGUAUGUCCGAUGUAGAUGUUAUUGAGCCGCCACAAGAACGAGAGGCAGUUAAGGUAGAAAAUAUACAACUAAAUGAUGAAAAACCCGAAAAAAACAAAAAAAAUAUGAAGGGGCUAUCAAAAAAAUUCAUAUUCACACAAUCCAAGAAAGAAAGGAAGAUUAAACCAAACAUAGAAAUAAAGACCUACACAGAAGAACACGGACAGAGGUCACAAGAAGAAGCGAUAUGCCACGAGAAAGCCAAGACCCAAAUUGAUAUGUUUCAGAACAUUUUGAAGUCUGAAACCAGUUCAAUAGCUUCAAGGAUCGAGAAACCAAAAAAACGACCAGCACCCAAACCGCCAAUCCAGCUCCAAGUACCGAAUGUUACAGAUAAAAUCCGAAAGUUUUCAGUCACAGUGGUCCCGGAAAGCCGUCCGAGACAUUUUGGCGAAAUCAAAAAGACCAGUUUGAGGAGAUCCAAUCGAAGGAUACUUCGUAUGAUGAAGGAAUUUGAGAUAGAAUUGUAA
This is a messenger RNA of Pieris macdunnoughi, 1134 nucleotides long. Lineage: Eukaryota; Metazoa; Arthropoda; Insecta; Lepidoptera; Pieridae. The record is from the annotation of a GenBank genome assembly.